AUUCUCUCAGUUAGAGAUUUUCAGUCGUAGCGAUCGCUUCGCUGCCACCACCACCAUCAUCAAUAUUUUUUUAAAAAAGUGAACAAUUUCAAGUGUUUUUUCAUUCAACGGCCGUUACUAUCGAAAAUAAGUUUAAAAUUGAAUUGUUGCCACGGUGUAUAACAAGGAUUAAAAUACAACCAAACAAUUAACGAAAUGGCGCUUUGUGAUUGUCCAGUUGGGGCGCCCAUAGGGCCGACCUUGGCGUCAACUUGUGGCGGCGGUCCAUUCAUGCUAUUUAUGGGUUUAUUAGAAGUAUUUUUACGUUCACAAUGUGACUUGGAAGAUCCAUGCAAUCGACCCAAAACUCGCUCGGUUCCUGAUAAUGAGUAUGACUUCAUAGUUGUCGGAGGUGGUAGUGGUGGAAGUGUGAUUGCAUCAAGAUUAUCGGAGGUACCACAUUGGCGAGUUUUACUUAUCGAAGCAGGGGGCGACGAACCGCUUGGUGCCCAGAUUCCGUCGAUGUUUUUAAAUUAUAUUGGUAGCGAGAUCGAUUGGAAAUUCAAUACGGAGCCAGAGAAAAAAGCUUGUCUAUCAUCACCGGAACAACGAUGCUAUUGGCCGCGAGGUAAAGUUCUCGGUGGCACAUCGGUUAUGAAUGGCAUGAUGUACAUCCGAGGCAACAAAGAAGACUAUGACGAUUGGGAAGCAAUGGGCAAUCCAGGAUGGAGCUAUGAUGACAUUUUACCAUUUUUCUUGAAAUCAGAAGAUAAUCUACAAUUGAACGAAGUUGACCCGCAGUAUCAUCGUGUUGGCGGUAUGUUACCGGUUUCAAAGCCACCAUACAAUCCACCCUUGUCUUUUGCAAUGCUUAGAGGCGCCGCUGAAUUAGGCUAUGACAUCCACGAUUUGAAUGGUGCUAAUUCGACUGGUUUUAUGAUCGCGCAAUUAACAACCAAAAAUGGUGUUCGUAUGAGUGCAGCUCGUGCUUUCGUUCGACCGGUAAUCGAUCGACCAAAUUUACAUGUUAUGCUGAAUACAACUGUAACCAAAGUGCUUGUACAUUUAAAAUCGAAGAAUGCUCAAGGCGUUGAAAUCGUCGAUGCUGAUGGUCAUACAACAAAAAUUUUGGCGAAAAAAGAGGUGAUCGUUUCGGGUGGAGCGGUUAAUUCACCGCAGAUUUUAAUGCUCAGUGGCAUUGGACCCAGAGAAGAAUUGACACGAGUUGGAAUUCGUCCAAUCGUCGAUUUGCAAGGUGUUGGCAAAAAUCUUCACAACCACGUCGCAUUCUUCACGAAUUUCUUGAUCAAUGACACCGACACAUCGCCAUUAAAUUGGGCCACCGCAAUGGAGUAUUUGUUGUUCCGUGAUGGCUUAAUGUCUGGCACAGGCAUUUCUGCUGUUACUGGAAAAAUUUCAAGUAAAUACGCUGAACCAGCUGGUGUGCCUGAUCUUCAGUUCUACUUUGCUGGAUUUUUGGCAAGCUGUGCAAAAUCGGGCCAAGUAGGAGAAUUGUUGUCAAAUGGUUCUAGAGCUAUUCAAAUGUUCCCGGCUGUUUUACAUCCAAAGAGUCGCGGUUAUGUCACACUUCAUUCAUCGGAUCCAUUGGCACCACCGAAAAUUGUCGCCAACUAUCUUGAUGAAGAGCAUGAUUUACGUGUUCUCAUUGAAGGCAUUAAAUUUGCAAUUCGUUUGUCGGAAACAGAUGCACUGAAAGCAUAUGGCAUGCAAUUGGACACAAAACCAAUUCCAGCUUGUGAACACAUUCACUUCGGUAGUGAUCAAUAUUGGGAGUGUGCUGUUAGACAAAACACUGGCCCGGAAAAUCAUCAGGCCGGCUCAUGCAAAAUGGGUCCGUUGAGAGAUCCAUUGGCUGUUGUCGAUCAUGAGCUACGUGUUCAUGGUGUACGCAGUUUGCGUGUUGUGGACGCCUCUGUUAUGCCAAAAGUAACAUCAGGCAACACAAACGCCCCUAUUAUAGCAAUAGCCGAAAAAGCUGCACAACUGAUUCGACGCGCAUGGGGAGGUCGCUAGUACGAUGUUAAGCAUUUAAAAUAGAAUCUAAUAAUUCGUUUUAUAUUACCAUGGUGACAAAUACAAAAAAAAAAUAGAUUUCCUUCAGAUAAAUUUUGAUCCGUUUAUAAAUUGAAAAUCAGAAAAGAGAACAUUCGAAUGUACGAGAAGAUUUUUUUUUUUAAUUU
This is a messenger RNA of Contarinia nasturtii (swede midge), 2180 nucleotides long. RefSeq names its product glucose dehydrogenase [FAD, quinone] (gene Gld). The record is from RefSeq and is a predicted model, not a curated record. Gene Ontology annotation, molecular function: oxidoreductase activity, acting on CH-OH group of donors; flavin adenine dinucleotide binding. NCBI's taxonomy places the organism in Eukaryota, Metazoa, Arthropoda, Insecta, Diptera, Cecidomyiidae. Bases 196 to 2013 code for a protein of 605 amino acids. The transcript has 7 exons.